Hibiscus syriacus is the source of this 861-nucleotide messenger RNA. Its product is annotated as putative disease resistance protein RGA1. Lineage: Eukaryota; Viridiplantae; Streptophyta; Magnoliopsida; Malvales; Malvaceae. Bases 21 to 770 code for a protein of 249 amino acids. The transcript has 2 exons. The record is from RefSeq and is a predicted model, not a curated record.
UUAUUAGCAUUCGUCAUUUGAUGGUGAUGAUAGCACAGGGAGUUGGUUUCCCUGUGGACAUUAGCGGUGCAGAGAAAUUGCGGACUCUUGUUGCUGUUAGUCAAGGGUGUUUGAUAACCAGUAGAGCAUUAUCUAACUUAUGUAAACAAUCCAAACAUCUCAGGUUAUUGGAUUUGAGCUUGUCUAGCGGAUGGCUUAAUUGUUUUGGACCAUGUGUACAAGGUAAUGUACUUCGUAAAUUUCCCGAGGAAAUUUAUGAAUUAAUAAAUCUGAAGUUCCUUAGCUUAGCUGGCAGCAAAGAAUUGAAGAUACUACCAGAAACAUUGUGCGACUUAUAUGAUUUGCAAUCUUUGGAUCUAACUGGAUGUAGUAGUCUUACGAAGUUACCAGACGGAAUCGGGAAAUUGAUGAGAUUGAGGUAUCUUUAUACCUGGUAUUGCUGUAGUAUAACUUUCUAUCCAAAAGGGAUUGGCUGCUUAACUUAUCUGAGGGAAUUAACCAAUGUCAUUGUUAGAGUUGAUCAGAAUGAUGCAAAGGAAUUCAGUCUCGGAGAUUUUGAAGAGUUGAACCACCUUUGUGGAGAUGUUCGUGUGAAACUGGUAGGAAAUGCGAUCGAUGCAGAUGAGGCUAUCAGAGCCAACCUUUCGAACAAGAAGAGUCUCAGCAAUGUUAGAAUAAAUUUGGAUGGAGAUAUAAAGGAAGACGAUGUAAUCAAAGCAUUAAAGCCGCCUUCGGAGUUGAAGAUAGAGUUCAUAGGCGGGUGGUUCUAGUUCAGAAAAGAAAGGAUGGUACAAGGUAACAGGUAAUAUCUCGACAUCAUUCUCUCUUUUUGGCUGACGCAUGCUCUAAAUGAAUCACUUC